Messenger RNA from Raphanus sativus (radish), 1934 nucleotides. Its product is annotated as UPF0496 protein At5g66675. The record is from RefSeq and is a predicted model, not a curated record. The transcript is spliced from 3 exons. Lineage: Eukaryota; Viridiplantae; Streptophyta; Magnoliopsida; Brassicales; Brassicaceae. Bases 502 to 1743 code for a protein of 413 amino acids.
GAAAGUCAAUGAUGUACAUGUAAUAAGCAGACACUAUUCAUAUGUGCUUGAGUAAAUAAUGGAAACUAUUGGGUGCAUGUGUGAGAUAGAAAGAUAGUAGAAGAUGCAUUGUGCAUAUACGAAAGAUUCGGGUUUUAAACUGUUAAUCUUUUUUUUUGUCAAACUGUUAAUCUAAGACUAGUAGUUUAGUAGUGAGAGGAGCAUGAUUAAAAUAGAAUAAAGUGUUGGACUUAUAAUAAUAAAAUAAAAUAAAGUGUGCGGAAGCAGUCAAACUAGCGACCAAUGGGAAAAAAAUCAAAAGAGAAGAAGACAAGUCAAAGAAGAGAGACAGACGAAGCAACUCAGCUGUUUCUCUCCUCUCUUCUUCAAUCGCUCUCCUUCACCACUCUCUUUCUGUAACUCUGAAGAGUUGUACUCAUUCUUAUCUCUUCCAGAUCCACAGAGAGUGUAAGAUCCUGUGCUUCCAUCUAAAAGUCAAAACCUUUGAGUCGUCUUUUCUCCAUGUUUCUUGGAUUAUUCUCCAAAAAAAUGGAAGAAGACAAAUCAAACUCCAGCAGCAGGAACAGAACCACCAGUACACAACCACCUCUACAACAGAUCCGAACAGACAUGGGUUCCUUAUACUCAGCCGAUCUCACUUCUUACAAUUCAGCCUGCAAAGAAGACCCAGAUUUACAAUCCUUCGACUCCUCUCUCCAUCAACGCACCAACAGAGUCAUCCACUCCCUCGCCUCGGGAGCCGAAUCUCGCUCUCUUUCCUUCGAAGCCCUCAUAGAAGUCUCCGGUUGUCUCCUCGAAAUGAACCAAGAAGUCGUCAGGUUCAUCAUCGAAAGCAGAGAAGAUGUGUGGGACAACAAAGACUUGACCUGUCUGGUCAACGCCUACUUCGACAGCAGCAUCAAGACCCUUGACUUCUGCAAUGCUGUCGACAACUGCGUCAAACGAGCCAGGAUUGGCCAAAUGAUCAUUCAGUUUGCUGUUAAGCAGUUCGAGAUGGAGUCUAAAACAUCUGCUGAGCCUGGUGGUCCUAACAAGUACGCCAAGACUCUGGAAGAGCUCAACAAGUUCAAAGCUUCUGGUGAUCCCUUUGAUGGAGACUUCUUCAUGCUCUUCGAGUCCGUUUACGAGCAGCAGGUCAUGCUUCUCGAGAUACUCCACAAGCAGAAGAGGAAGCUCGACAAGAAGCUCAAGAACAUUAAGCACUGGAAGAAGAUAUCGAAUGUGGUCUUCGUGACUGCGUUUGUCUCUGUUUUGAUCUUCUCCGUGGUCGCAGCCGCUAUAGCCGCACCGCCGGUCGUGACCGCGGUCGCGGCUGCGUUGGCGGUUCCGAUAGGCUCUGUAGGGAAGUGGUGUAGUCAUCUAUGGAAGAAGUACGAAACGGCUGUGAGAAGACAGAAAGAUGUUGUUCUGUCGAUGAAGGUUGGUGCUUAUAUCACGAUGAAAGACAUGGAGAACAUCAGAGUCCAUGUGGAUAAGCUGAAGAUUGAGAUGGAGUCGAUGAUGCAGAGAGUUGAUUUUGCGAUCAAGGAGGAGGAAGAAGAGGUGGCUGUGAGGCUUGCGAUGGAAGAGAUCAGCAGGAGGUUCGAUGUAUUCACGGAGAGGAUAGAGGAAGUGGGUGAAAACGCGGCUAAGUGUAGCAAAGAUAUUACGUUGGCGAGAACUAUUGUUUUGAGACAUAUUCUAAGUUUCCCAACUAGUUCAGACUCAGAGCAAGGCAACUUGAUUGAGGCUAUCACAUUGUGAGAGAGAUAGACUGUAUAAAUAAACCGGUGGUUUUGGGAAGAGGUUAUGUGGUAUGUCGUCACACAUAUAGCUGAUUUAUGUUGUAUGUAGCUGUGUGUAAGCUCUUGUAUACAUCUGUAUCUGUUUAGCAGGUGGCUUCACAGCUUAAUGUAAACACACAAUUGGAAAUAAUAUUCACAGUCCAUUUUUGA